Telopea speciosissima is the source of this 709-nucleotide messenger RNA. RefSeq names its product protein transport protein Sec61 subunit beta-like. Bases 7 to 339 code for a protein of 110 amino acids. The transcript has a single exon. Gene Ontology annotation, cellular component: Sec61 translocon complex. Gene Ontology annotation, biological process: intracellular protein transport. The record is from RefSeq and is a predicted model, not a curated record. NCBI's taxonomy places the organism in Eukaryota, Viridiplantae, Streptophyta, Magnoliopsida, Proteales, Proteaceae.
GCGUCAAUGGCCAAAGGAACUUCUCAAUCGCAGGCUUCGUCUUCUCCGGCUUCGCGGCCGGGUACUAUGCCGCCGCGAGGUUCUGCGGCAGCAACAGCCGGAAUGCGGCGGCGGAGGCUGGGCGGUGGCGGUGGUGGUGGUAGUGGUGGAGGCGGCUCCGGUGGAUUCGGCGUUGGCGGAGGUGGAAGCAACAUGUUGAGGUUCUACACGGACGACGCUCCUGGCUUGAAAAUCACUCCCACCGUCGUCCUCGUCGUGAGCCUCUGCUUCAUCGGCUUCGUCACCGCUCUCCACGUCUUCGGCAAGCUCUAUCGCUAUAGAUCUGGUCCUGGAGCUUGAUUUCUGAUUUCAGCUUCCCGCCCCUUCCAAUUCUCUCCAUCUUCCUCAACUUUAGGCAGCCUGGCUUGUACGGGAUCCCCGCUUGCUCAUCCAUAUUUUGCGGAUUUUGGCUCUGUAAAGUUUCUCUCGACGUUUCUACCUUCUUUAUUUUUUUUUUUAGCCUUUUUAAUUUCUAUAAUAUUUUCCACCACGUAGUUUACCUGUGUGAGAGGGACGACGAGAAUUGAGGUUUUGUUUUUGUUCUUUCUGGAUGAUGGAUGCCACAUGAAGGCUGGUUUGCAUCCGUCAUUCCUUCAGUUCUUUCUUUCUUAUUGUACUUGCCUCAAGCUAAUCAUUUCUGAUAGAAUGUAAGAUACGUGUUUUAUCAUUA